UUAAGUAUAAAUUACAUAAAAUGGUACGAAGUUAACUCAUAAUAUUUGAAAACAAACGUAAAAUCUGACAUAUUUCCCCCAAUUACAUAUCCGAAAACCAUAAAUUGAUCUGUACGAUGGCGUCGCCGAAUUCACAAACCGUUCCCAUACCAAAGGCAAGUUCCGUGAUCUUGGCGGGACUUGGAGUGGCUGCUGUGGGAUUCGCCGGCAAGCACCUGCUGCGCCGCAUGCCCCAGAUGACCACCAAGUUCAACGAGGCGCUCAAAAACUUGCCCAAGUUCGACGCUGAAAGCAUGGCGGCGUCCAAGUACUACAAGGGAGGCUUCGAUCCAAAGAUGAACAAAAGGGAAGCGGCCCUCAUUCUGGGCGUUAGUCCAAGUGCUUCCAAGUUGAAGAUCAAGGACGCUCAUAAAAAGAUCAUGUUGCUAAACCAUCCGGAUCGAGGGGGUUCGCCUUAUUUAGCGGCCAAAAUCAACGAAGCCAAGGACUUUUUGGAUAAUGCUAAAUAAAGUCGCAUAUCCCGCCUUCGAGUGUAAAUAAACUAGUUGUGGUUAGCACGUAAGCGUA
Molecule: messenger RNA, 567 nt
Organism: Drosophila ananassae
Lineage: Eukaryota; Metazoa; Arthropoda; Insecta; Diptera; Drosophilidae
Product: mitochondrial import inner membrane translocase subunit TIM14
Exons: 2
Coding region: 117-509 (130 amino acids)
Biological process (GO): protein import into mitochondrial matrix
Cellular component (GO): PAM complex, Tim23 associated import motor
Molecular function (GO): ATPase activator activity
Source: RefSeq, a predicted model, not a curated record